Messenger RNA from Zingiber officinale, 1699 nucleotides. RefSeq lists its product as uncharacterized. Gene Ontology annotation, cellular component: cytosol. The transcript is spliced from 3 exons. NCBI's taxonomy places the organism in Eukaryota, Viridiplantae, Streptophyta, Magnoliopsida, Zingiberales, Zingiberaceae. Gene Ontology annotation, molecular function: protein binding. The record is from RefSeq and is a predicted model, not a curated record. The coding region runs from base 29 to 1441 and encodes 470 amino acids.
ACCCCUCCUCGACGCAAUUAUUUUCCUAAUGGCCGAUCAAGGCGAUCCCCUCGCGGCGGGCGCAGGAGAGGAAACCCUAGAACGCCUCGUGGAAGCUUCCAGAACCCCCCAGGGCCGCGCUCGCCUCGCCUCCAGCGGAGCCCUUGGUGCGGCCCUCCACUGCCUCACCCACGACCCUGCGCCCGCCAUCCUCCCUCUCCUCCGGCUCGUCCGCAAUCUCUGCGCUGGGGACGCCACCAACCAGGACGCCUUCGUUGAGCUCGGUGGCCCCGAUCAAAUUGCAUCCAUUCUCCUGAGAGAUCCGCCGGCGCCGGCCGACGUCGUGCGCGCCGCGCUUCAGGCGUUGGGGAACGCUGCAGCUGCCGGGGAGGCGCAUCGGUCGGCCGUGUGGGCCAGGUUCUUUCCAACUUUGUUACUUCAGGUGGCUCGGUACCAUGAGCCGGCUAUCUGUGAUCCUCUGUGCAUGGUUUUGGACACGUGCUGUUCUUCCGGGGGAGGGCGUCAGAGGCUGGCAGAGCUUUGCAACACUGAGACCGGAUUGCCAAUUCUUUUGGAGGUCAUAACCACAGCUCGUGCAGUGGCAUACAAGGGCGAUUGGCUAUAUUGGCUCCUUUGCAAAGUUUGCAUUGAAGAACCAUACUUCCCGUGUGUGUUUAUGGGAUUAGACCUACUUGGUACUUUGGAUAACUCGAUAAAGUGUGGGUCUGUGCACUUUACUAUAGAUCAGACAUUCCUUCUUGAAGUUUUGAUAGAAUACUUGAGAGAUCGACCUAAGGAUGUUUCCAUAAUUUCCAAUCUUUUUGCACUUGAAGUUCUGGAAGUCCUCAAAAAAGCAUCAUCACUUGUUGAAUUUACUUCUCUCGGAAAUUCUGAUCUUCCAACUGGUUGCUCUGCAGUUGAUGUCCUAGGCUAUUCACUUGUUAUUUUGAGGCAUAUAUGUGCUUGGGAGAAUUCUGUUUCACAUGCUGGAGACUCCUAUGUUGAUUCAUUGUUAUCUGCAGGCCUUCUACAACAUCUUUUGUGUUUAUUAGGUGAGCUUGAGCCACCAGCAAUUAUUAGAAAAUCCAUGAAGAACACUAGGGACCAGUCAGGACCAUCAGCAGCCGCUAGAAAGGUCUGCCCUUAUAGAGGAUAUCGGAGAGAUCUAGUUUCUGUUAUUGCCAAUUGUCUACAUGGCAGGAAAAAGGUUCAAGAUGAGAUCAGACAGCUUAAAGCUAUUCCUUUGCUGUUGCAACAAUGUGUUGUUGACGAGGACAAUCCCUUGGUAAGAGAAUGGGGAUUGUGGGCUAUAAGGAACUUGCUAGAAGGAAAUUUGGAAAACCAGAAUGAAUUAUCCGAGUUUCAGUUACAGCAGCCUGUGAACACACCUGAGAUUGAUGGUAUUGGUCUGCGUGUGGUAAUAGAUGAGAAAACUGGACGUCCCAAACUGGUAAAUGUUUGAGUGAUUUGUUCAUGAGGUUGCAUAUGAAACUUAGAGAACGUCUUCCUGAUUGGAUGUUGCAUUUUAAUUUCCUGGUAUAUCUAAUGCGGGUACAGCCGAUUCCAUCUAAUAGGAAAAAGUUUGGUUAUUAUUGUUGGUGGUGGUAUAUCUAAUGCGGGUGGGCAGAUUCACUCUGUUGAUCAGAAGGCAUGUUAGUCAGCAUAGAACAUCACGUAUUUUGGUUUUCUUAUUAACAAGUCAAUCUGGUGUGAAAAAACA